Messenger RNA from Angiostrongylus costaricensis, 1413 nucleotides. Lineage: Eukaryota; Metazoa; Nematoda; Chromadorea; Rhabditida; Metastrongylidae. The record is from the annotation of a GenBank genome assembly.
AUGGACGUCGGUCUCAACAUCAUCGUUCUAAUCGUCCUUUACUCAACCCUAGCCAUUACCGGUCUUCUGGGAAAUAUUUGGGUGCUGAUCACCGUCUCUUCGCAAGUGCUUGGUUGUUGCAGUACAUCUACUCAUCGUGGGCGUGUUGUUAAACCGAACACACAAUCAUCGGCCUACAUAUACCUAUUGUUGCUUUCAGUAGUAGACUUAGUAUCUCUGAUUCCAGUGCCAAUGCUAGUCACUGAUUUACAAGAGAACGAGUUCAUAUUUGGCGUAGCGCUUUGUAAAGUGUUGUGGUUCAGUGAAGGCACGAAUAAGACGUUGUCACCGAUGAUCUUGACAGCGCUUUCGAUUGAUCGCUACAUUGCUGUAUGCAAACCAGCUCUGAUUUGGAUGCGUCAAACGAAAUUCGCCAUUUUCGUCGCCUCCAUCUGCAUUAUGGCUUCACUAUUAUUCAUUGCCCCGAUUACAGCACAUGCUAAAAUCGCCGACAUGGAGGACUUCAACGGUAUGGUGUACAGGAAAUGUACACUGGACGAAAAUUUCUGGUUUGAUCUCGUCCACACCUUGAUGUGUUACGUAGCACCUCUCAUACUCAUCUUUUCCGUGUACAUCGUGAUUCUCGCCAAGCUUUUCCGGCACACUCGAUAUUCGACUGUUGGCCGCAAGACCAGCAUCUCCCUUUCUAGAGUAGUAAAAUGCUCGGUGAUGGUAGUGGCCUUCUAUUUCAUCUGUUGGACUCCAUAUUGGACGAUGCGGAUACAGGCUCUAGCAAACGAAGCAGAGAAGAACGUGGGAGUAACAUCAUCGAACAACACAAACGUUGACGAAUUUGUCGAAGAUAUGGAUGAGUCAGCUACGCCGGUGAACGGCAUCUUUAUUAUGUAUCUGAUGCACUCACUUCCUUAUGCACAAAGCGCGUUCAACUGGUUGUUCUAUGCCUUUCUGAAUCGGAAUUUGCGAAAUUCAUCGGGGCGUUACAAUAAUGGCUUACGAUCAGUGCCGAUUACAAGCACUGUACUUGACAAUGGUCCGAGUUCAGCCAGCGGUCUCACCCCGCUGUGGAAGAAUCUGCAGCAAGUGGGAAGUCAGUUGAAAACAGUCAGUAUCGAUACCGGUAAUGCAUUACUACGAAUGUCUCCGUUUCGUACACGGUCGAGGAUUCAAUCCAGAAGCUCAACAUGUCUCGAUUCUAACUACUUGGAUCAAAUGAUACCUCCAUCAUCAUUGAUGAGCUCUUCGUUACUGGAUCUUCAACGAAGGGCAUCAACUACAUUGAUACCGCGCGAGGAGCCAUCAUUAAUUGGAAAAGCAUUGUCAUCAAGUGAUUUGCCGAUUUCCCAGGUUUUGAAUAGGUCUUGUGAACCGACGCCAUCGGUGGUGUCAGAAAGCUCAUCCGUAGAGUGGUUAUGA